AUGAGUCCCGGCUCCGGUGUUGUUUCCGUCGACUGCUGGUUCGAGUUCAACAUGUAUGGCGGCAGGAACCGGCCAAAGAUCUUCAUGUCCAACUGGUCCAUCGGGCCAGGCACGUACUUGUACUUGGAGUUUGGCUCCUGGGGCGAGAUCGCCGGCGGAACAGCUCCCACGCUGCCCACGUCCGCUGCAGACCGGUCAAACGUCCGUUCCAAUGACGGCAGGUUCAGGUUGAUGCCCGUCGACACACCGUCGAUGAAGUUCACGCCGUUCACGAUGUUGUUGAUCUCGGAGUUCUGCAUCUUGGAGUAA
This is a messenger RNA of Ogataea philodendri, 309 nucleotides long. RefSeq lists its product as uncharacterized. Lineage: Eukaryota; Fungi; Ascomycota; Pichiomycetes; Pichiales; Pichiaceae. The record is from RefSeq and is a predicted model, not a curated record. Bases 1 to 309 code for a protein of 102 amino acids. The transcript has a single exon.